AAUGAUUAAUAACCUAGAGUAUCUCGGUAGCGGAUACAGUUUUGACAGUCUGGAACAAAGAGUUAAUAAUUUUAAGGCCCCAAUUGUUGAAACGAACAGAACAGUAUUUGGGGGUAAUUUGUUAAAAGAACAAAAUUACGAUUUGAUUAAUGUACAAAAUCAAUUUAUAUGUGAUAUUUCAACUGAGGAGUUGAAUAUAGAAAAUGAAGAUGAACUUGAAAGAAGAUUAUUCACACACGUUAACGAUAAAUACGAGGAUUCAUAUAGCGGAUAUAAUAACGAUGAGUAUACGCACGACGACAUGUUACAUAACCUGAAUAAACACAACAAAUUACUUAUUAAGUCCUACAAAUGUAUAGUAUAUAAGGCUAAUUUAACAUCUUUAAAUUUUUUAAAAAACAAAAAUAAUGACGAAAUUGGGCUAAAUUUUAAUGGCAUGCUCAUUUUGAACGUGUUGAAAAAGCUUAAUAAAAAUUGUAAUUCUGAAUUUGAUAAUCAAAAAUGCCCUAUUUCUAUGUUCAGGAAUGACCCGUUUGAUGCCAACUGUAUCAGAUGUAUAAUGCCCUGGAUGGAAUUUUUUAAAGACUAUGGGACCUUUAUGACAAAAGAAAUAACCAUGGGCGGAGUGAUUAACAAAUUUUAUAACAUAAAAAAGUAUGAGGGGAGUAUGCGUAAGGAAUAUAAAAAGAAAACAAUUAAGCAAUCAAGUACCUUUUUCCAUCUUUCUAAGAGCAGGAGUGAGAGCCUUAAUGAAAAGAAAUCCGGUGAAACAAACAAAGAGGAACUUGAGGAACUUUAUACACUAACAAUUGGUCCUGAACCACCUGGAAAUGUAUCGAAUUCAAAAGUAAUAUCAGAUUGGCUAGAAAAGGUCGUCCACAAUCCAACUCCAAUCGAUUUAGAACUUGUUCCAAUAAAACAAAUUAUACCCGAAAAGUAUUUAAAAAUCUAUGAAAAUGCCUUAAAAUAUUAUCAAGAAUUAAAUAACAUUAAGGAUUUAAAUAGCGUCAACGCUGUUAAUAGUGUAAUUAACACGUUGAGGAGAGGAAAUGCAGUGGUGAGAACAAUGAAUGAGGAUAUAAAGAAUGUAAAGGUAUGUGGUUCUGAUGACAAGGUAAUGUUUGGGUUUUGUAUGUCACUGGGGAAGAACGGUGAUUUAAAACAAGUCCAACUCUUGAGCAACAGGAUAAACGUGUGUUUGUUUACAAAAACUGUAUCGAGAGUAUUAACCUGGUCAAUGUGUGCUCACUAUAAUGAACAAAUAAGUGACUUUAAACAACUAAUUUUAAGGCCAAAUUAUUACCUAUUCAAGGAACUGAGAUGUCCAAGAAAUAUGAAGAUUUUUCUUGGGAUAAAGAUUAGCGUUAAGGAGCCAAUUGCAAUUGAGUUGUGCCAAUCAAAAGAGUCAUCAUGUACUGGUAGCGAAAGACCCAAUGAAUUUGUAUGGGUUUUAUGUGUUCCUCAAACUGCAAAUACAGCGUUAGUGAAAAGUUUAAUAAAAACUGGAGAAAAACAUGUUGAAAAUGGAUGUCCAAACAAAUACAAAAUGUUAUACGGACUUAAAUUUCUUUUUUCUGGUGAUGAAGUUGGAUUAAAGCUGGAAAGUUGUAAUAAAUUUUACAACAAAUGUGAUAUUAACUGUAAUCAUUGCACAUUUGUAGCUUCAAUUAUUACUUGCUCACUAAUUUAAUAUUAUAUACCUCUUAAUAAGUGGUACUUAAUAUGUUAUACACUGAGUCUAUU
Molecule: messenger RNA, 1743 nt
Organism: Theileria parva strain Muguga
Lineage: Eukaryota; Apicomplexa; Aconoidasida; Piroplasmida; Theileriidae
Product: MAC/Perforin domain protein
Exons: 10
Coding region: 2-1690 (562 amino acids)
Source: RefSeq, a predicted model, not a curated record